This is a messenger RNA of Medicago truncatula (barrel medic), 2079 nucleotides long. Its product is annotated as cyclin-D5-1. Bases 498 to 1463 code for a protein of 321 amino acids. The record is from RefSeq and is a predicted model, not a curated record. Lineage: Eukaryota; Viridiplantae; Streptophyta; Magnoliopsida; Fabales; Fabaceae. The transcript is spliced from 5 exons.
CUUGUGUGUUCCCCAAACUUUUUUUCUCAGUCAAACUCAAAUCAAAACCUCAUCAUCACACUCAAUGCUCACUACUGAGUACAUAACCAACCAACCAACCAACCCUUGAACAAUCUUCAAAACAUAAAAUAAAAGCAUUGUCUCAAAUACACAUAAUCCAUCACCCUAGUGACCAAAAUCUCGCCACAAAUACAUCAAAAUAAUCAAUGUCUUCAAUUUUCAAUCUGAAACAGCUACUAUAGCUUUAAAAUUUCGCCGAAAUCAUAGCCCACCAAAAUAUAUUCAUUUUCCUUUCCCACCUCCUCUUUUAAUUCUUGAUUGACUCCCUAGUAAAUGUAAGUACUAGUCAAUCAUAUAUUACUAUAUAUUAUUACUACUAUUACCAUAUUAAAAACAUAAACAUAUUUUGUAGAAUCAAAUCAACAUGAUGUUUUUUCUUUCUUAUUGAUUUCACUAGUGAGAAUAAGAAAUUUAUUUUCCAAGGAAAAAUAAAAGAUAUGGAUGAUCUUUUGUGCCAUGAAAAAGAAACGUGCUUGGAAGUUGAAGAGAGAGAUGAAGAAUGGUCAAUGAAUCAAUCACAUCAAGAAUUUGGUGUAUCUGAGGAGGAGCAUGUUGGAUUAUUGCUUCAAAGAGAGAUUGCUUUUGGAUUCAAAAAAGAUGAAAAUGUUGUGCUUGAAGACUCCUUCAAACGUGCUCGUUUGAAUGCAAUCAAUUGGAUUCUCAAAAAAAGAGAAGCAUUGGAUUUUCACUUUGAAACAGCUUAUUUGUCAGUGACUUACUUGGAUCGAUUCCUUUCUAAACACUUCAUUGAUCAGGGUGAGAAGGAUUGGGCAAUGAGGUUGCUAUCAAUUGCAUGUCUUUCUCUGGCUGCAAAGAUGGAGGAGUGUAAUGUGCCAGAGCUAUCACAGUUUCAAUUGGAAGAUGAUUAUGUCUUUGAAGGAAAAGUGAUUCAAAAAAUGGAGCUUUUUGUACUUAGCUCAUUGGAUUGGAACAUGGGUAUCAUCACUCCCUUUUCAUUCCUUUCUUACUUCAUCAAAAAGUUCAGCAAUGAAUCACCAAGUCCUAUUAUUUCCAACACAAUGCAUCCUAUUUUCACUGUAGUAAUGGAAGAGUUCAAUUUAAUGGAUCACAAGCCAUCUGUUGUUGCAGCAGCUGCCACUUUAGUGGCAUUCGAUCAAAAGUUGACCAUAGAAGAUGUGAGAUUGAAAAUGAAUUCAAUUUCUCAACAUCCCUUACUUCAACCGGAUGACGUAUUUGCUUGCUACAGUCUAAUUCAAAGAUUGUACGAAGAGAAGAUUAAAAGAGAGGAGCAUAAGCAUUUAUGUACACCAAAUUCUUCAGUUAUUCGAUCCAGGCCAAUUGACUAUGCCGUUGCUAUGACGAAGAGAAGAAGACUCUCAUUCAUUGAUGAUGAAGAUGGUGGUGACAAGAAGGGACCGCAUCAAGAAAAUCCCAAAAUUUGAACUUUUUGAAGUUUUAACAAUUUUAUGUGAAGAUUAUGUGUUGUCUUUCUUUGUUACUUUUUGCAAUAGUAUCAUAUCACCAAGAGAGAGAGGGGGGAAAACUUACAACAGAUAAGUAUUGAUUGUUACUAGACAAAAAAUUGUUUUGGAAUUGGAUUUAUUGGUUUUACAGCUAGGAAAUGGAGGAAACAAGAAUACAAAUUCAGGUUUUGGGAUACAUAUAGUAGUAGUUAGAGACUUGGAGUGCCCAAAUCAGCAGGUAAAUGAAAGCUGUAUGCUAAUCCAGAAAGCUGCUAAAAUCCGAAGGAAUCGCCGCCAAUUUAGUCUUAGAAAUUGAAGUGUUAACCUAAUUUGGUCUCUGAAAUCCACAAACUUUUAAAGUAAUUUCUAAUAUUGCAAAUUGCAUUGUUCUUUAGGAUGAAUUUCAGAGUCUUAAUUUCAGGGAUUAAAUUGAUGAUUGGUUUGUUUUUUUUCCUCUUCCACACUUGUAUUUUCGUCACGCCUUACUUCAUAAUGGAGUUUGUUCGUCAUAUGUAUCUAUUCGAACCUACCUUUUGAUGGAUGCUUGGGAUGCUUUAGUAAUGUCUUCAAAAAGGCUAAAAGUGAGAAGAGAAAA